AUGAAAUUAUUUAUCAAAUUGUCAGCGGGCAACACAAAAAACUGUCACUUGUAGUGUUGCCAUUAAAUUUUUUUCUGUUUUUGUGACGCAUGACCAGGUGCACAACUAACAGCUGAUUUUAUUUAUUAUCAAAAGAAGUAAUAUUGACAUAUGCACUGCUCGGUGUGUAUGCACGCUCACUAAUUGCGAAAUAAUAAUAAUAAUAAUAUUAUUAAUAAAAUAUCGAAAGUGUUUAACGUAAAAUGCUACAAAUUGUUAAUAAAUUAUCUAAAAGUUAUGGUAUUAAUAUUGUAAGGAAUUUAUGCACUAUAAAUGUAGUGCGAAACUCAGCGGCACAAGCGGAACCAUUAACCGCAGCGGAGGAAUUUCGUAGAAAGCAAGUCAAAUUUAAUAUAAAAGCGGAUCAUGCGGAGGGCAGACCAUUGUACCUGGAUGCACAAGCCACAACGCCUUUGGACCCUAGAGUCUUGGAUGCUAUGUUACCGUAUUUAACAAACUUUUAUGGUAACCCACAUUCUAGGACUCAUGCAUAUGGUUGGGAAACCGAAAAGGCUGUGGAGAAAGCACGUGAGCAAAUAGCAAUUCUAAUUGGCGCUGAUCCAAAAGAAAUUGUUUUUACAUCCGGUGCAACUGAAUCAAAUAAUAUUGCUGUAAAAGGCGUAGCAAGAUUUUAUGCCAGCAGAAAGAAGCACGUUAUAACAACACAGACUGAGCACAAAUGUGUUUUGGAUUCAUGCCGUGCAUUGGAGAGUGAAGGAUUUCGUGUUACCUAUUUACCAGUGCAAACAAAUGGAAUUAUCGACUUGAAGAUAUUAGAAGAGGCAAUGACACCCGAAACCUCCUUGGUAUCAAUUAUGACAGUCAACAAUGAAAUUGGCGUCAAGCAGCCAGUUGCAGAAAUUGGCGCUUUAUGUCGUGCUAAAAAAGUAUUCUUUCAUACUGACGCUGCCCAAGCAGUUGGUAAAAUUCCAAUUGAUAUAAAUGCUAUGAAUGUAGAUUUAAUGUCAAUAUCUGGACAUAAGAUAUAUGGUCCAAAAGGUGUUGGUGCUUUGUAUGUGCGUCGCAGACCACGAGUACGCGUUGAGCCCAUACAAAGUGGUGGUGGACAAGAACGUGGUCUACGUAGUGGUACUGUACCUGCACCACUUGCUGUUGGUUUAGGUGCUGCAGCUGAAUUGGCAAUGAAUGAAUUGGAAUAUGAUAAGAAAUGGAUUGAUUUUCUAUCUAAUCAUUUAAUCGAACGCAUCACAACCGCUUUACCACACGUUAUACGUAAUGGUGAUCCCACACAGACUUAUAGUGGUUGCGUUAAUCUUUCAUUUGCUUAUGUGGAAGGCGAAUCAUUAUUGAUGGCAUUGAAGGAUGUAGCUUUGUCUAGUGGAUCUGCUUGUACCUCAGCAUCAUUGGAACCUUCAUAUGUGUUACGUGCAAUUGGCACUGAUGAGGAUCUAGCACAUAGUUCUAUUAGAUUUGGCAUUGGGCGCUUUACUACUUUGGAAGAGGUCAAUUACACAGCUGACAAAUGUAUUAAACAUGUGGAACGUUUGCGUGAAAUGUCACCACUCUGGGAGAUGGUGCAAGAAGGGGUCGAUUUGAAAAAUAUACAAUGGUCGCAACACUAAAAUCCUUCAAAUUAUAAACAUUUUCUGUUAUAGUUUUUUUGAAGUUUUUGGGUUGAAUACUCAUAUCACAAGUGCGUGUUAAAUUUAUUCCUUUUAUAUAUACUUUGUUUUUAUUACACAAAUGCUGUGGUUUAUUAUUUAAAUGGAAAAGAGAGAACGAGUAUAAUUGCUAUAAAAACUUAUUUUUAUAAUUCACAUAUUUGUAUAUGAA
Messenger RNA from Teleopsis dalmanni, 1833 nucleotides. RefSeq names its product cysteine desulfurase, mitochondrial (gene Nfs1). The record is from RefSeq and is a predicted model, not a curated record. Gene Ontology annotation, biological process: [2Fe-2S] cluster assembly. Gene Ontology annotation, molecular function: pyridoxal phosphate binding; cysteine desulfurase activity. The coding region runs from base 243 to 1622 and encodes 459 amino acids. Gene Ontology annotation, cellular component: mitochondrion; cytosol; nucleus. The transcript is spliced from 6 exons. NCBI's taxonomy places the organism in Eukaryota, Metazoa, Arthropoda, Insecta, Diptera, Diopsidae.